AGAGAGCCGAAUUGUGUCCCAUAUGUGGGGAAAAAAGCAUAGCAGUGCACAUGCAGGUCUGGUCUGCUCCAGGGAUUAUCCUAGCGCUUUCAGAUCUGAUGGAGGACAUGCAGGCAUGAAUAGGGCUGUUCUGUUGUCAGUGCAAGCUCAUGCCAGUGAUGGACUACAGCCGGACGGGCACUAACCUUAGCUGGCAUUCACAAAACAGCCUUCCUCCUUACUGAGACCAGCUCCACAGAAUGCUGAGUCCUAUUGUCCCUUAUAGCCUGUUAAAGAUGCACUGGAACCCAGAGCAUGCCCAGCCCCUCAGCCAGUGGCCUGAGCAGCACCUGGACGUCUCCUCCACCACCUCCUCUCCGGCCCACAAGUCAGAAUUCUACUCUGGCCGUAGCCGCAGCUCCUACAACUACGCCUGGGCCAAUGACGACAUCUCUGCCCUUACAGCCUCCAACUUAUUGAAGCGCUAUGCUGAGAAGUAUGCCGGCGUGCUGGACUCGCCAUAUGACCGGCCUUCUGCCGUGGGCACCUAUCCAGAGUCGGGGGCCUUUGGGAGCCUAAAUAACCAAAAGACUGAGCUGGAGCCUUGGGCACUGACGCACAGCACUGAAGCCUCCUAUCCCCUGGGGCCUCCUGGAGGCCAUGACGGCCUUUCGGGGUCCAAGACUGCCGCCACGUCCACGGGCCCUCCGGGGAUUGGCAGCGUGUCAGUAUUGAACAGUAACCUUUCAGACUCAGGUUACAGUGGUAGCAGCUCCUGCAGUGGGUCCACUGAGUACCCCUCUCGCUACAAUGGCACCUAUCUUUCCUCAGGUUUUUGUCCGCAACCUAACGCAGCACUUCCCCCUGCCUCCCUCCACACUCUCCAGUCCACUCCCACUCUUGUGCCCAGCUAUAGCCCUGCCACGCCAGUCUACAACUACCCCCCCAGCACAUACCCUCCUCAGACCAGCCUUGCUCCUGGCUACAGCCACCCAUCUUCGACUUACCUCCCCUCAGGUCUACCGACCCCUACCCCUGUUCCCUCAAGGCCCACUGUGGUAGGAGGCAGCUAUAGUUACCAGAGCACGAGCCUUGGGACGUCUGAAUCUGGAGGGACAUUGAAAAGAAAAGCUUUUGAGAUGGGUGUUGAAGAUGAUGAGAGUGGGGACCGGUCGCGGUACAGGAAAUACAGCUAUGACCCUGUGAAGGCUGGGGGAAACUCACCCUACAGUGUGAAUGAUAAAACGGAUUGCCAUGGAAAUGGCUUCAGUAGUUCAGGCAGCACAGACCCUCAGACCUUCAAGCCCAGUAAGCCCUCCUCUCAGCCCUUGGUGUCUCCUCAGUUUGGGACGGCAGGGCAGUACAGCCCUCCAACAGGCAUGACGGGGGAGAAUGGCAUGACAGAACGGGGAUUCACCCAGCAGCAGCAGCAGCAGCAGCAGCAUUCCCAGGCUGUCAAACACCCUCCAUUAUGUGCUCCAACUGCUGAGGUUAUGAAGAGUCCAGACCCGCGACUGUUAGACCUCAUCAAUGGGGAGUUAUUGGACUGCAUCCCCGCAUUGGGCUGGGGUGAGCUGGCUGGACUCACACAUGUCAAAGCUGCCCUGGAGGAGGACUUGAUGUGGCCCGUGUUGAGGCCAAGUCCAGUGGUGCAGCCACCAAGAACCGUCCUGCUGUUCGGCCCCAGAGGAGGGGGUAAGACGACACUGACUCGCUCACUGGCUUCACAGUUAGGGGCCUCCUUCUACCGUUUGAGUGGAACCAUGCUGGCAUCUAAAGGGAAGCCUGAGGCAGAACACAUUCUGGGGUCUCUUUUGCAGGUGGCGGGGGCACGGCAACCCUCAGUUGUGCUACUUAGUCAGGUGGAAGCCAUGGAAGAGGAGGGCCUGAGGCAGGUACUGCUGAACACCCUGGAGAAAGCUCAGGUGGGGACCACAGGUCUGGUGAUUCUCAUAUGCGCCACUGGAAGGCCAGAUCUGCUGCAAGAUGCUGUCCAUCGGAGCUUUGCCAAGCGAUACCACGUCGGCCUACCAGAUGUGGCUAUGCGCAGAGAGGUGCUGCUGCAGGCGCUGUCGCCCCAGGGCUUCAGCCUGAGUGAGAGGGAGCUGAACGGUGUGCUGCAGCGCACGGAGGGCUUCACUGUGCGCGAGCUGCUGCAGCUCAGCCAGCAGGUGCUCUCCUCAGCAUCCUCCUCAACUGGAGCCAUGCACGGCCUCACCACGUCCAGCAAACCACCCGACUUUACAGACUUCGAGAAUGCCUUCUGCAAGGUGCGGCCACACACCACCGCAAAGGAACUGGACACUUGUGUAGAGUGGAGCAAGAUGUAUAGCCACUGAGAAAGCAGCCAGUCACAGUACUCGGACUGCAUUAUGACCCUGUCUCUGCAUCGGCAUAGAAAGCCUUUGGAAUGUUUUUGUUUUUGUUUUUUGUAAUUACUUACAGAUUAUACAGCCAAAAGAGCCAGAGAAGCUCACAAAUAUGGGAGAGAUGACAAGGUUGUUUCACUGGCAGAAGCAUGCAAUGAUGUGCUGUUUUUGUUUUGCUGUAAAUACCCGCAAUAUUUUGUUUUUCCCAAAGAAAAUAAGGAUGGGGCUUGUUAAAGUGUAUUAGUAGUUUGGCCAAUGGGAAACCAGAUAACUAUUUUAUGACUCAGAGAUCCUGAUUAGCCUGGGUCCAGGACAAAAUCAAUUAUUUGUUGCAAGGUGAAGCGGUCCAAGCUUAUGGAUAAUCAGGGUUUGGAAAAUCCCUCCCCCCCUCCCCUUUGGCUGCUACUCUCAGGAUCCUAUUUAUUACCAGUCCACUUCCAUGCUUUCCAAAUGUUGAUUUACUCAUUGAAUUGCCACUAAUCAUUCAGUGCAAAGGGCUUGGGAUCUGCAACAUUUCAGCAAACCACAGUUUUGACCAAAAAACUUGUUAAACCAAAUACAAAAGCAGCAGUACUCUCAAAUUUCUCCAAAUGGGCUGGUUCUUCAAAUCGGUGUAUUGAUGUUGACAGCUUGUUACCAAAUCAUGAAACAGCAGCUUCUCCUUACUAUUCUGCAUCUUUAAUUUCCUGUCAUGUUAAAGAUCACAUACUUAAUUUUGUAUUAUUCACAUUCCGCCUUAAGUCCAGUUUCCCUCGAUAUCUUCAAUUAGAGCCACAUUAAUCCACCUGCACACCCAGCUUCUCCUUCAGCAUGUCUGUUUUUUCGAUUUCACUUACUGCUUUUUCUUUCUUUUUUUUUUUUUUGUAGUAUGUAGUCAUGUUUGAAAUGCUCAGGAAGAAUUUUACCUCAGAAAUAUGAAAUAAAGAAUGUAUGUAAUCGUAGGGUCUUAGUAGAGAGUGGCGGAGCGUGAGAUAAAGGUGCGAGGAGAAACCUGACGGUCUUGUAAUACCCACUUCAACGAGGCUUUUACCUCGGGAGAGAAACUUGAAUCUGCUACAAAGAGUAACAUUGAAUGUAAUUCAGGUAUUUCAAAGGAUUUUUGAUGCCAUAAAUCCAUGUAUUAUUAUAUAUGAAUAUAUACAUUUUUUUCUCUGUUCUUUUAACCUUUAUUUUUAUUGUAGUUUAUGGUGAAGUGACGAUUGUGUUGAAGAAAUGCUAUGUAGAAUACAGAAAAAAAUAUUCCUUUUUUGUUGGACAAACUGCUUGUAAAAAUCUGAUAUCUAGUGUUUACACAUCCUAUAUACAUGUCUGCAUUAUAAUUUCACCGCUGCGUAACAUCACUUGAAACUGUAAAUACAAUAAACACAAUCACCCACGACGAAGCACAAGAUGCCAUCCAAAAAGACGAGUUUUGAGAAGUAUGUGUAGCUUUUAACAAAUCCCAAAGUAUGAAAAUUCACAGCUGAUGUGUACAUAUUGUGGAAGAACCCAACAUGUAGACAAUCCAAAGCAAUCUCCCCUUUUCCAGCAGCUCUGUGGUUGUUUUAAUAAGCGGUAAAAACCCAAGUCCCUAGUCUGCUGCAGCAGCAGAGGUUGUGUGCAUUAGGCUGUUGCCAUGGUCCUGAGGAGGUAUAAACAUAAUGAUGUAAUAUUUCCUACCGUCCUUCUCCUCUAUCCGUCUCUCCCACCUUCAUCACUCUUUUUCUUUUUUUUCUGGUUUUCUCACUCCCCGAUGCAAUCUCAUUAGAUUGGAUUGCCCCCUGGCCACAAAACCCAGUGGCCAUGUGGCGUUGCAUCUUCUCCCCACCCCCUUCCCCUCUCCUUAUACCGAUUCCUCUGGAGUGGAUGGGGUCUGAUUGAUGUCCAGCAAUCCUAUAGCACAGUGCAGACCUCCCUUCCAGUUGGUAGCUUCAGUCAUGCUAUACAGCCCCCACUGACUAAACUGAUUGCUGUCUUGGAAAUUCAAAAAAACACUUUUUACAACUUGCAGAACAACCCCUGGCCCAUCAGCAUUGUGCUGGAACUGCAAGCGAUAAUUCAUUUGGUAAUUACAUAAAUUUAAAAAAACCUUUUGAUUGCCUGUGCCAUGUACUUCUCACAGUUUGUCCAACAAAACAAGCUUUUAUUUUGUACAUUUGGAUCUGUUAUCACAGUAACUUUGUUCUUGGUUAUUGUACAUUUUCUGUAACCAUUUCUACCUCAUUUUUGCGGCAUAUUGUACAUGAAAGUAUUUAUUUCAUGUCUUUUUUGAUGUCUGUUUAAAAAAACAAAAACAAAUAAUUAUGUUCUUGAACUGUAAUAGUCUACCUCAGAAAAGACUGUAUUUUAAGAUAAGAGUAUCAUACAAUAUUAAACAGAAUUUGUCAAUAUUA
Messenger RNA from Oreochromis aureus, 4720 nucleotides. It is a transcript of the gene fignl2, whose product is annotated as fidgetin like 2. The transcript is spliced from 3 exons. Bases 240 to 2318 code for a protein of 692 amino acids. NCBI's taxonomy places the organism in Eukaryota, Metazoa, Chordata, Actinopteri, Cichliformes, Cichlidae. Gene Ontology annotation, molecular function: ATP binding; microtubule severing ATPase activity; ATP hydrolysis activity. The record is from RefSeq and is a predicted model, not a curated record.